Molecule: messenger RNA, 1344 nt
Organism: Closterium sp. NIES-65
Lineage: Eukaryota; Viridiplantae; Streptophyta; Zygnematophyceae; Desmidiales; Closteriaceae
Source: the annotation of a GenBank genome assembly
AUGCGAUGUUAUACCUUCGAGUUACUUCGAACUGAAUAUGCGCAAAUCCGCUCGCGGCGUCGCCUUGCCGCGACACGCUGCCACCUCACGCCACCGCGAUCGCGCUGGCCGCGCCACACACUGCGGGCCCUCGUGCUCCACCCAAUAUCCACUUUCCACUGCCCGCUUCCUUUUCCGCCUCCCGAUCUCGCCUUAUGCCUCUCGUUCUUCCCUUCGGGCCUCCCGUUCUCCCCUUACCGCCUCCCUGCAUCCCCGUGUCCCCAUAAUCUCCCCAUCCCAACCCCAUUCCACCACAUCCCUACCUGCAUCUUCCCUUCCCUCCCUUCCCUGCCUUCCCUUCCUUACCUUCCUUACCUUCCUUACCUUCCUUACCUUCCUUACCUUCCUUACCUUCCUUACCUUCCUUUUUCUCCCUUCUAUGCCUUCCCUGCCUUCCCUGCCUUCCCUGCCUACCCUCCCUUCACUCCCUUCCCUCGCUUCCCUGACUCCCUGCCUUCCCUGCCUUCCAUCGCUUCCCUCCCAUCCCGUUCUUCCCUUCCCGCAUCCCCAUUUUCCCUUUCUGCCUUCCCAUUCCCCUUCCCGCCUCCCCAUCUUCCCUCCCUUCUCUCCGUUCCCUCCCUUCUCUCCCUUCUCUCCGUUCCCUCCCUUCCCUCCCUUCUCUCCGCUCCCUCCCUUUCCCUCCCUUCUCUCCCUUCCCCCCCUUCUCUCCCUUCCGGCCCUUCUCUCCCUUCCCUACCUUCUCUCCCUUCCCUCUCUUCCCUCCCUUCCCUCUCCCUUGUCUCCCUUCCCUCCUUUCUCUUCCUUCCCUCCCUUCCCCCCUUCCCUCCGUUCCCUCUGUUCCCUCCUUUCUCUCCCUUCUCUCCCUUCCCUCCCUUCUCUCCCUUCCCUCCCUUCUCUCCCUUUCCUCCCUUCUCUCUCUUCCCUCCCUUCUCUCCCUUCCCUCCCUUCCCUCCCUUCUCUCCCUUCCCUCCCUUCCCUCCCGCCUCCCCAUCUUCUCAACCCCUCUUCCCUUCCCCUCCUUGCAUCCCCAUCUUCCCGCCCUGCAUACCUCUCUCCCCUCCCUGCAUCCCCAUCUCCCCUCCCUGCAUCCUCUGUAAACCUUUCCCUGCUUCUCCUCACUUCUCCCCCGCCCCCUCCUGCCUCUCAUCAUUUUCUCCCCUGCUUCCCCUCAUUUCCCUUCCUCACUGUGCCCUCCGCAGGCCUCCCUGCUAUACUAUUCCCUCUUGUUACCUUCCCUGCCGUCCCCCCUACGAUGGAAGCGAUCUCAAUGUGCUUCUCCUCACUUCUCCAUCUGAUUCCCCUCACCCUCCCCCCCGACCUGAUUCCUCUCAUUUCUCCCGCUGA